UCAAUGUCGGACGUUUUAUCACUAAGCAUCAAACCUAUAAAACGUUCGACAACGUGAUUUGCAUCGCAGUACCUAUUGUGCCAUGCUGUCGGAAGCAUAGAAUCUGCAUAUGAUUCAUAACAAUGAAGAUAGCACCCGUCGUGCUGUUUUUCGUCCUGAUGGGAGUUUGCGUUGCGGAACCGUUCCUUCUGUUUGAAGAUAUGUUUCGCCAGCAACGAGCCCUGAUGAGGAUUUUCGCCAGAGCUCAGGCACACACUGCACAGGCCAUGCUGGGUGGAGGUUCGCACCAUUCGGACCAUCAUGACUCGGAGCAUCACGGACAUCACGGAAAACUGCACCACGGAAGACAUCACUCCAAGAAGCAUCACAAAAAGUCCCGGAAGGCACACAAGUUUAUGCGGCUACAUCAUGUCCUGGCGCGACUGCAUCGACGAGGACAAACCCGACGGAUGCAGCGACUGAGAGAUUUGGGCAAGUGGUUUGGAUAAGUUGAGAAGGGACCGUCAUGACAAGCGCAUCAACCAAACCAUAACCGAUAGGACAUGUGUUCGAGAUAUUACUCGAAUGGUGUUUUUCAUAGGAAUUCGCAUAAGGUAUGCCGGAGCGAGUGGAACCAUGGAGCAAGUGAACCUAAGAGGUGUAUCGUUUCCCAUCACAAAAAUGCGGGAAAUUACAGUCCACGUUAAAGCCCACAGCCUGUUCAGAUGCUCCAUAGUUCAAUUGUUCUUGGUGGAUUAAUUUAUUGAACCAGUCUAAACCAUGUAGAGUUAAGUAGAUUCAUCUGAAUUGCCUCAAUCACAAAUAAAAAAAACUAGACUUUGAAUGGCAAGUGUACAGAUACAUGAUAAACCAAA
Aedes aegypti (yellow fever mosquito) is the source of this 854-nucleotide messenger RNA. RefSeq lists its product as uncharacterized. The record is from RefSeq and is a predicted model, not a curated record. Lineage: Eukaryota; Metazoa; Arthropoda; Insecta; Diptera; Culicidae. The transcript is spliced from 2 exons. The coding region runs from base 123 to 488 and encodes 121 amino acids.